This is a messenger RNA of Heterostelium album PN500, 2541 nucleotides long. RefSeq lists its product as uncharacterized. Bases 1 to 2541 code for a protein of 846 amino acids. The record is from RefSeq and is a predicted model, not a curated record. The transcript is spliced from 3 exons. Gene Ontology annotation, biological process: translational elongation. Gene Ontology annotation, cellular component: ribonucleoprotein complex; cytosol. Gene Ontology annotation, molecular function: translation elongation factor activity; GTPase activity; ribosome binding. Lineage: Eukaryota; Evosea; Eumycetozoa; Acytosteliales; Acytosteliaceae.
AUGAGAACUAAACAAACAAUCAAAAAGUAUAUGGUCAAGUUCACUGUUGAUAAGAUCUCACAAUCAAUGAAUGAAAGAAACAACAUCCGUAAUUUCUCAGUUAUUGCUCAUGUCGAUCACGGUAAGACUACUCUGUCUGAUUCGCUCGUUGCACGUGCCGGUAUCAUUCCAGAAGGUAAAGCCGGUGAUCUCCGUUACCUGAGUGCACGUGAUGAUGAAAUUGCUCGUGGUAUCACCAUCAAGUCGUCCAGUGUCUCUUUGCACUUAGAGUUGCCAGAGUCUGCCCCAUUGCCAGCUGGCUCAACUGACCGUCAAUUCCUCCUCAAUCUCAUUGAUUCUCCGGGUCACGUCGACUUCUCCUCUGAAGUUACUGCCGCCUUGCGUGUCACUGAUGGUGCUCUUGUCGUUGUCGACGCCAUCGAGGGUGUUUGUGUCCAAACCGAGACAGUCUUGCGUCAAGCAUUGUCCGAGCGUAUUGUACCAGUUCUCUUUGUUAACAAAAUGGAUAGAUUGUUCCUGGAACUCCAGGUCGCACCUGAGGAUGCCUAUCUUGCUCUUCGUAACGCCAUUGAAGCUACCAAUGCCGUCGUCCAAAUGGGUGAGAAUCAAAAGAUGCUCGACCCAAAGGUUGGAAACGUUGGUUUUGGUAGUGGAUAUCAAGGAUGGGGAUUUACUCUUGAAAACUGGGUAAAACUCUACGAAGCCAAGCUUGGACUCUCCAAGGAGAAGCUUCUCAAUCGUCUCUGGGGUGACAACUUCUACGAUAGCGUCACCAAGAAAUGGGGACCAAAUCAAACCUCUGAAGAUGGACGUACUCUCGAGCGUGGAUUCUGUCGUCUCAUCUACGAGCCACUGCGUGCUCUCAUUCUCGCCGCCAAGGAUGAGUCCAACAUCGAUAGUCUCAUCGGAAAGUUGGACAACUUGGAUAUCAAGCUUUCCAAAGCCGAGCUGGAGUUGCGUGGUAAGGAUCUUCUGAGAACUGUUAUGAAGAAGUUCUUGCCUGCCGAUGAGUGUAUUCUCUCAAUGGUGGUGCAUCAUCUGCCUUCGCCGAUAGUGGCGCAGCGGUACCGUACAGAGUCACUCUACACCGGUCCAAUGGACGACGAGUGUGCUAAAGCAAUGAAGGCUUGCGAUCCAAACGGUCCAGUCAUGAUGUUCGUAAGCAAGAUGAUUCCAUUCGGCGAACGUUUCGUUGCGUUCGGUCGUGUCUUCUCUGGAACCAUCACCAGUGGUCAAACCGUUCGAAUUCUCCAGCCUUCGUACGAUCCCGAGACCAGUCCAAACGACUUCAACACCAAGAAGAUCACCAGUAUAGUUUUGAUGAUGGGCCGUAAGAGUGAAACCAUCGAAAGCUGUCCAUGUGGUAAUAUUAUUGGUUUGAUGGGAAUCGAUCAAUAUCUCAUUAAAUCGGGAACGAUCACUUCUGCGCCAGAGGCAAGAGGUAUUGUCUCCAUGAAAUUCUCUGUGUCUCCAGUGGUCAAGGUGGCAGUCAAACCAAAGGAUCCAACUCAUCUUCCAAAGUUAGUAGAAGGUAUCCGUAAGGUUAUCAAAACCGAUCCGGCCAUUCAACACUACACCGCUAACACUGGUGAGCAAGUCCUGGCGACAGUUGGUGAACUCCAACUCGAAAUUUGUCUCAAAGAUCUACAAGAGUAUUCCAACUGUGAAAUCGAAGCAUCCAAUCCAGUGGUAAGCUAUCGUGAGACUGUUCAAGGAACAUCACCUGUCUGCAUGGCCAAAUCGGCCAACAAGCACAAUCGUAUCUAUGUCAGUGCCUCUCCACUCGGUGCCGAGCUCGCCAACCAGAUCGAAUCGAAAGAACUCGAUCCAAACAGCAAUGACAUUGCCGGAAGAACACAAUUCCUCGUGAGAAACCACAGCUGGGAAGCGAAUGAAGCCAAGCAAAUCUGGUCGUUCGGUCCAAACCUGAAUGGACCAAACAUGUUCCUCGACCGAACUGUCGGAACGCAGUACCUCAAUGAAGUGCGUGACUCGAUUGUCCAGGGAUUCCAGUGGGCAUCGAAAGAAGGUGUUCUAUGUUCCGAAGAGAUGUAUGGUGUUCGUUUCGAUAUGUCUGAUAUCACACUGAUCGCCGACGGUGCACAUCGUCGUGUUGCCCAAAUCAUGCCGGCAUCGCGUAAGGUUCUCUACGCCGCCGAACUUUCCGCUCAGCCACGUCUGUUGGAACCGAUGUAUCUUGUCGAUAUCCAAGCACCGUCGAGAGUACUCAAAGGUGUGCACAAGUGUCUAAAUCGUCGUCGUGGUGUCACCAUCUCUGAAGAAGAGAAGCUCGGUAUGAAUGGAGUGUUCUCAAUCCGUGCACAUCUACCCGUUUCCGAAUCGUUUGGAUUCAGUGCCUAUCUCCAAUCUGAAACCAGUGGUUUGGCUUUCCUCCAAAUGACAUUCGAUCACUGGUCGAUGAUGUCUCAAGAUCCACUCGAACCAAAUUCAGUCACCAACAAGAUCGUCCAAGACAUCCGUAUAAGAAAAGGUUUAAGACAAGAGAUUCCACCACUCAACGAAUUUUUAGAUCGUCUCUAA